UGCGGCUUGCGUCCCCGUGUGCGCACGCUCAGAGCGCAGCUCCUCUGUUGGUGGGUGGCGGCGGCGGCGGCGGCGGCGAGCGGAAGUCCUUGGGAGCGCCAGUUCCGUCUGUGUGUUCGAGUGGACAAAAUGGCGAAGAUCGCCAAGACUCACGAAGAUAUUGAAGCACAGAUUCGAGAAAUCCAGGGCAAGAAGGCAGCUCUUGAUGAAGCCCAAGGAGUGGGCCUUGAUUCCACAGGUUAUUAUGACCAAGAGAUUUAUGGCGGAAGUGAUAGCAGAUUUGCUGGAUACGUGACAUCAAUUGCUGCAACUGAACUUGAAGAUGAUGACGAUGACUACUCAUCAUCUACAAGUUUGCUGGGUCAGAAGAAGCCUGGAUAUCAUGCCCCUGUGGCAUUGCUUAAUGAUAUACCACAGUCAACAGAACAGUAUGACCCGUUUGCUGAACAUCGUCCUCCAAAGAUUGCAGACCGGGAAGAUGAGUACAAAAAGCAUAGGCGGACCAUGAUAAUUUCCCCAGAGCGUCUUGAUCCUUUUGCAGAUGGAGGGAAGACCCCUGACCCUAAAAUGAAUGCCAGAACUUACAUGGAUGUUAUGCGGGAACAACAUCUGACUAAGGAAGAGAGAGAAAUUAGGCAACAACUAGCAGAAAAAGCUAAAGCUGGAGAACUAAAAGUCGUCAAUGGGGCAGCAGCAUCCCAGCCCCCCUCAAAACGAAAGCGGCGCUGGGAUCAGACCGCUGACCAGACUCCUGGCGCCACUCCCAAGAAGCUGUCAAGUUGGGAUCAGGCAGAGACCCCUGGGCACACCCCUUCUUUAAGAUGGGACGAGACACCAGGUCGUGCAAAAGGAAGUGAAACACCUGGAGCAACCCCAGGUUCAAAAAUAUGGGAUCCUACACCUAGUCAUACACCUGCGGGAGCCGCUACUCCUGGACGAGGCGAUACGCCAGGCCAUGCAACCCCAGGCCAUGGCGGUGCAACUUCCAGCGCUCGUAAAAACAGAUGGGACGAGACCCCCAAGACAGAAAGAGAUACUCCUGGGCAUGGAAGUGGAUGGGCUGAGACUCCUCGAACAGAUCGAGGUGGAGACUCUAUCGGGGAAACACCAACUCCUGGAGCAAGUAAAAGAAAGUCUCGUUGGGAUGAAACACCAGCUAGUCAGAUGGGGGGAAGCACUCCUGUUCUGACUCCAGGAAAAACCCCAAUCGGCACACCAGCCAUGAACAUGGCUACCCCCACUCCAGGUCACAUAAUGAGCAUGACUCCUGAACAGCUUCAGGCUUGGCGAUGGGAGAGAGAAAUUGAUGAGCGAAACCGCCCACUUUCUGAUGAAGAAUUAGAUGCUAUGUUCCCAGAAGGAUAUAAGGUCCUUCCCCCUCCAGCCGGCUAUGUGCCUAUUCGAACUCCAGCUCGGAAGCUGACAGCAACUCCCACACCUUUGGGCGGUAUGACUGGUUUCCACAUGCAAACCGAAGAUAGAACGAUGAAAAGUGUUAAUGACCAGCCGUCUGGGAACCUGCCAUUUUUAAAGCCUGAUGACAUUCAGUACUUUGAUAAACUAUUGGUUGAUGUUGAUGAAUCAACACUUAGUCCAGAAGAGCAGAAAGAGAGAAAAAUAAUGAAGUUGCUUUUAAAAAUUAAGAAUGGUACACCUCCAAUGAGAAAGGCUGCUUUACGUCAGAUUACUGAUAAAGCUCGAGAAUUUGGGGCUGGACCUUUGUUUAACCAGAUUCUUCCUCUGCUGAUGUCUCCUACACUUGAGGAUCAAGAGCGUCAUUUACUUGUGAAAGUUAUUGAUAGGAUAUUGUAUAAACUUGAUGACUUAGUACGGCCAUAUGUGCACAAGAUUCUUGUGGUCAUCGAGCCACUGCUGAUUGAUGAAGAUUACUAUGCCAGAGUGGAAGGCCGAGAGAUUAUUUCUAACUUGGCAAAGGCUGCUGGUCUGGCUACUAUGAUUUCCACCAUGAGACCUGAUAUAGAUAACAUGGAUGAGUAUGUCCGAAACACAACAGCUAGAGCUUUUGCUGUUGUAGCCUCUGCCCUGGGCAUUCCUUCUCUAUUGCCCUUCUUAAAAGCUGUGUGCAAAAGCAAGAAGUCUUGGCAAGCCAGGCACACUGGUAUUAAGAUUGUACAACAGAUAGCUAUUCUUAUGGGCUGUGCUAUCUUGCCACAUCUCAGAAGUUUAGUUGAAAUCAUUGAACACGGUCUUGUGGAUGAACAGCAGAAAGUUCGGACCAUCAGUGCUUUGGCUAUUGCUGCUUUGGCUGAAGCAGCGACUCCUUAUGGUAUCGAAUCGUUUGACUCCGUGCUCAAGCCUCUAUGGAAGGGUAUCCGCCAACACAGAGGAAAGGGUUUGGCCGCUUUCUUAAAGGCUAUUGGGUAUCUUAUUCCUCUUAUGGAUGCAGAAUAUGCCAACUACUAUACCAGAGAAGUGAUGUUAAUCCUUAUUCGAGAAUUCCAGUCUCCAGAUGAAGAAAUGAAGAAAAUUGUAUUGAAGGUGGUGAAACAGUGUUGUGGAACAGAUGGUGUAGAAGCAAACUACAUUAAAACAGAAAUUCUUCCGCCUUUCUUUAAACACUUCUGGCAACACAGAAUGGCUCUGGAUAGAAGAAAUUACCGACAGUUAGUUGAUACCACUGUGGAGUUGGCAAACAAAGUGGGAGCAGCAGAAAUUAUAUCUAGGAUUGUGGAUGAUCUGAAAGAUGAAGCUGAGCAGUACAGGAAAAUGGUGAUGGAGACAAUUGAGAAAAUUAUGGGCAACCUAGGUGCAGCAGACAUUGAUCAUAAACUGGAAGAACAACUGAUUGAUGGCAUUCUUUAUGCUUUCCAAGAACAGACUACAGAGGAUUCAGUAAUGUUGAAUGGCUUUGGCACAGUAGUUAAUGCUCUUGGCAAACGAGUCAAACCGUACUUGCCUCAGAUCUGUGGUACUGUUUUGUGGCGUUUAAAUAACAAAUCAGCAAAAGUUAGGCAACAAGCAGCUGACUUGAUUUCCAGAACUGCUGUUGUUAUGAAGACUUGUCAAGAGGAAAAACUGAUGGGGCACUUGGGUGUGGUGCUGUAUGAAUAUUUGGGUGAAGAAUACCCUGAAGUAUUGGGCAGCAUUCUUGGAGCACUGAAGGCCAUUGUAAAUGUAAUAGGUAUGCAUAAGAUGACACCACCAAUUAAAGAUCUCUUGCCUAGACUCACACCCAUCUUAAAGAACAGGCAUGAAAAAGUACAAGAGAAUUGUAUCGACCUUGUUGGACGCAUUGCUGACAGGGGAGCUGAAUAUGUGUCUGCAAGAGAGUGGAUGAGGAUUUGCUUUGAGCUUUUAGAACUCUUAAAAGCUCACAAGAAAGCUAUUCGAAGAGCUACUGUCAACACUUUUGGUUACAUUGCAAAGGCCAUUGGCCCUCACGAUGUACUGGCUACGCUUUUAAACAACCUCAAAGUUCAGGAAAGGCAGAACAGAGUGUGUACUACUGUAGCCAUUGCCAUUGUUGCGGAGACGUGCUCACCCUUCACAGUACUCCCUGCUUUAAUGAAUGAAUACAGAGUUCCUGAACUCAAUGUUCAAAAUGGAGUGUUAAAAUCGCUCUCCUUCUUGUUUGAGUAUAUUGGUGAAAUGGGAAAAGACUACAUCUAUGCUGUGACGCCUUUACUUGAGGAUGCGUUAAUGGAUAGGGACCUCGUGCACAGACAGACAGCUAGUGCAGUGGUACAACACAUGUCUCUUGGUGUGUAUGGGUUUGGCUGUGAAGACUCUCUGAAUCACUUACUGAACUAUGUAUGGCCUAAUGUGUUUGAGACAUCUCCCCAUGUAAUCCAGGCAGUUAUGGGAGCUCUGGAGGGCCUGAGAGUGGCUAUUGGACCAUGCAGAAUGCUGCAGUAUUGCUUACAGGGUCUCUUUCACCCAGCUCGGAAAGUCAGAGAUGUGUAUUGGAAAAUUUACAACUCCAUCUACAUUGGCUCCCAGGACGCUCUCAUAGCACAUUACCCAAGAAUCUACAAUGACGAUAAGAACACCUAUAUUCGAUACGAACUUGACUAUAUCUUGUAAUUUUAUUGUGUGUCUAAUACACAGCUGUUUCACACCUUAAACUUGCUUCGAUCUGAUGAUAUAAACUUGUAAACAUUGCAGAUCAGUGUAGAGCUGGUCAUAGGAGGGGGUAGAAAUCCAGUAGCAUGAUUUUUAAAUAACUUUUGUUUUUGACGUUAAACAGUAAACGCCAGUAGUGACCAAGGACACAGUGAUUACACACACUAUACUGGAGGGGUGUCAUUUUUUAUUCAUCUUUAUGAAGAUUUAGAAUUCAUUCCUUGUGUUUAAAGGGAAUGUUUAAUUGAGAAAUAAACAUUCGUGUACAAAAUGCUAAUUUGUGUGUGUUUUUGAAUAUAACUUGUAAAAUGCAGAACUUUGGUAAAGUAUUGGUUUGUGUAGAAUAAGUGGCCUAAUUUCAGUUUCUGUCACCUGGUUUAUUAUGGAACAUAGCAGAACACAUUAUAAAGUGAUGGUCUCCUUGUCAAGUCCAUUGUUGAUGACGAGAAGAGUACCUUUGGGCUGCUCCCCUCAGUGUAGCAUAACCAUUCCAUCACCAUAGAAAAGUAGUACUUUGAACUGUCGUGAAUAUUAUUUUGUACUUACAUAGCACCUUUCACCUCUUGAUUUCUCAAAAUGCUUUAUGAAUGGGCAGAAAGGGUUUAUUUUAAGUCAUGUCCAACUCUUAAUGGGCCUGUGUUUAGGAAGUGGAAAAGCUGUCUAUACUUCAAAAGUGUGUUCUUCCCGUUGGGAGUGAUGCUAAGAAAUGCUAGUAUAUUAACAGUCUUUGAACUUUUGUGGUAGGCCACUAAUCAGUUUAUUCAGUAAGCAGCUAUUAAAUACCUGCCGCAUGCUAGCCACUGUCCUUAGGUGCAGGGGCUGCAAAGGUGCAUAUGACCUAGCUUUUGCCUUUUGAAACCAGUAUAAUGGAAAAGGGGGCAUGCGCCGAGUCCUUAUGUACCAGGGUGCUGUGCAAUGGUAGAAGCAAAAAUGCCUGAAUUUGCUUAGUUUGUAGCAAUCAGAUAAUACAUGGGUCUAAAUGUGCAGCAUAAGCCAAAAUGCCCCUCCAGUUCUAGAACCAAGCAUUAAGGUUCUACUUUAAUGUUUUGGGGCAAUGAAUGAGUCGGUUUUCUUUCAUUAUUUUAUGCUCCAAAUUUCUUGUUUUUAAGCCUUUUCUCCCCAUCAGUGUUUUGUCUCCCUGUUUGUACUUGUGUGGAUUCUAAAGGGAAAUAAAUUCUGCCGUCGUCAGUGUGACUAGCCUGUGACUCCGCUACUCUCAAACUUCGCGGCGCACUAGGUAGUUUGUGCUCCUCUUAACAAAGGAGUCUCUGGCGGGAGCUUAGAGGAGAAACACCUUCUGCUUUGCUUUUAUAAAAUUGAUACUGAGCAUUAAAUGUUCCCAGGGAGGACACGGUUCCUUGUUCCUUGUAUGUGGUCUGACUUGUUGACAAUGUAUAUCAUUGUCUAGUAAAAUCAACCGUCAAUUUCCAAACCACUUUUUUGUUCUUAGAAUUUUUCUAGCCAUCCCCUAUGCACUUUUAAAUAUUGCUCUUUUGUAUAGUUGAUUUCAAAUAACCCUUGGUGAUUUUUAAUCUUGAGAAUUAAAUACAGUUCUCAAAGUUAAAAUUUGAUUUUAAACCAUUCUUGGGAAAAUUUAAUGUAUUAUCAGUUAAAAUAUUUAACAUAGCUUAAGUUUGUUUAUCUCCUUGCUAUUUAUGGAAAAUAAGCUUUGCAUUAGAAAUGCAGAUGAGAGGAGACUGCUUACCCCUUGAGUGACAUUUUCCUGAUGGAGGUCAUUUAAGGAUGGAUAAGGGGGGAAAAUGCUAAAGGCUCUGACCUCAAGAUUUUGACCAAAUAGACCUCCGAGUUUUGGAUUGUUUAAUGCUCUUGUUAAUAAGAAAAGCAUUUUGUGAUAAACCCUUGUGAAAGAUGUUAUGUGAAGUUUUAACUCUUCUCAGAGACCUUUAGCACUUGAUUUUGAUGUUUCUUAAGGCAAAAUUUAGGCAGGAAGAAUUAAUGUUCUUACGGGGAAAGAGGGUGGGUUUUUUUCUGGGCUUUCCCCCAUGGGCCAUUGCCCUCUGAUGGAAUUGAUUUCUUUGGCUGUUUGAUUUUUUUUUUUUUUAUAUUGUAUUUUUAAAAUUUGUUGUAUGGUGCCCUAUGAGCAUCACAUACCACCAGAUAAAUAAAAUUUAUUAUAUUUAAAGUCUUAGUAUACCAGUUCUUAAUCUCAGUUGCACUGUGUAUGCUCUGUUGUGGUUUACUAUUUUAAUUAGAUAGAGCUCCUUGGGUUGCUGGCCAAACAACUGAAGUUAAAUGCUAGGACAUGGUUUUCUUCAUGAAAUUAGGAACUGAGGUGGGCACGGUGACACAGGCCUCUUAUCCCAGCACUUGAGGCAGAGGCAGGAGGCUUGCAAGUUUCCCUAUCUGGGGGUAUAUAAGACUGCCAGGAAGCCAACAAAACAAAAAUGAAAGUAAGUUGAAAAACAAUUGCAGCUCUUAUCAGAUAAGUAGUCUGGCUCAGGUUUCCAGUGGAAUUUACAUUUUGUAAGGUUAAUUGAAGGGAUAUGAAGAUAUAAUACAGCAAUCCCAGAAUUACUCUUUCUGCACUAACAUUUUAGGUCACAUAAAUCCUAUGUGUGGGGAUGGCCUAUAAAUGUACCCCCAACUUCCGGCUUAGGUGCCAGGGACAUCCCAUCUUGUAUGUGACCACCAAAAAUGCUUCUGGGCAUCAACUUUCAUCCUUUGUGGAAGUAAAAUCUUCCAAGGUUGAGAAACACAGCUAGCUUCAGACUUGGGGGAUUUUGAAAGGCUGACUUUAAAUUCCUGGUGGUCCUUCCUCUACCUUCCUGGGGCUGGGACCACAGGAUCAUGCCACUGUGCCUAUCUGGCCUCAGACUUUAAGUAGGACUCACGCCUGCUAAAGUAUAGGAUAUGUAGAAAGCAUUUUGUUUUAAGCAAAAAUGUCUGGAAAGUAACUAGAGGUGAUACUUAGCAAAUACCUAAGACACCUAUUUGGGUAAAUGGCCAUGUAAGUUCUGUGGAAAGUCAGCUGUGAGAAUUUGUUCAGUUUUCUGUCCUCAGAGAAUCUGUAUGGUACACUUGGGGUCUGGUGCAAGAGUUGAGUGCCAUCAGCACCUAAGGAGGCUUGUUGCUCCAUUUGGACUGCUGCUGGUCUCUUAAGACCUGAGGUGAUAACAUGGAUACGUUUGGCAGACGUCAUAGCAAAGUUAGAACUCUUGAGAUCUUAGACUGCAUUUACUGUGUACUCGAGCUGCUUAAGUUGCCUUUAAGAGAACAAUGUAAUUGAUCUUCCAAUGCCUUGGAUAUCUCAUGUAAUCAGCUUUUACAACCCAAGUUAAUACAUAGCUUUUUAAUCUUAAGUUUAUGCACUCUUAAUGCUUCUGACCCAGAAUAAUGUAUGUGUAUGUUGCUGAAUGCAGCCAACAAGUUGGAAGCAACCUUAUACAACAAUGCCUGCCAUAAAUAUUGCAAGCAUCCUGUGGAUACAGCUUGAUAAUGUAUGUUUGCAGUACAGAGUGUUUCUGGGUCAGAUGGAUGGGGUCAGUAAAGUUACUUCUUCCCUUGUAAAACUCUUAUUAAAGAUUUCUGUAAAGUGUCCCUCA
Molecule: messenger RNA, 7646 nt
Organism: Peromyscus californicus insignis
Lineage: Eukaryota; Metazoa; Chordata; Mammalia; Rodentia; Cricetidae
Gene: Sf3b1
Product: splicing factor 3b subunit 1
Exons: 25
Coding region: 130-4044 (1304 amino acids)
Biological process (GO): spliceosomal complex assembly
Cellular component (GO): catalytic step 2 spliceosome; U2-type prespliceosome; U12-type spliceosomal complex
Molecular function (GO): mRNA binding
Source: RefSeq, a predicted model, not a curated record